CAUGGCGGCGUGGUGGAGUAUGCUUGAAGUGAAAAACUAAACCAAACCCCCCUCCUCCCUCCACCUCCUCCUCCGUUCUCCUCCUUGGUUAUUUUUCGGAGCGGUUUAGGGGGUAUUUGGAGCACCCGGGACGAUUCGGGAGCAGGAAUCGGGAUCGCAAAAGUGAUUGAUAGGAGACAUAGCGGCGCGCGCAUCCGCCUGAGCAUGGCGGCGCACAAGCCCGUGGAAUGGGUCCAGGCCAUCAUUAACAGAUUCGACGAACAGCUCCCAAUUAAAACAGGACAGCAGAGCACCCACACCAAAGUGAGUACAGAGCACAACAAAGAAUGUUUGAUCAACAUCUCCAAGUACAAAUUUGCCCUCGUCAUCAAUGGCCUGACCAACAUACUCAAAAAUGUGAACAACAUGCGGAUAUUUGGCGAAGCUGCUGAGAAGAACCUCUACCUCUCCCAGCUGAUCAUCCUGGACACACUUGAGAAGUGUCUAGCAGGGCAACCUAAGGAUUGCCUGAGGCUGGAUGAGGCUAUGUUGGUAAAACAGUUGCUGCCUGAAAUCUGUCACUUCCUGCACUCGUACCGUGAGGGCCAGCAACACGCCACUCAGCUGCGCAGCUCCGCCUCCGCUGUGCUUUUCUCUCUCAGCUGCAACAACUUUAAUGCCGUCUUCAGUCGUAUCUCCACCAGGUUGCAAGAGCUCACAGUUUGUACAGAGGAUACAGUGGAUGUCCAUGACAUUGAGCUCAUUCAGUAUAUCAAUGUCGAUUGCUCCAAGUUGAAGAGACUCCUACAGGAAACAGUACUUAAGUUCAAAUCUUUGAAAAAGCCGGCUCAGCUUGCAGUAAUCAGCAGUUUAGAAAAGGCUUUCUGGAACUGGGUUGAACACUACCCUGAUGAUUUCACUAUGCUCUAUCAGAGACCCCAGGCCGACAUGGCCGACUGUGCAGAGAAACUGUUCGACCUAGUGGACAGUUUUGCAGAAAGCGCAAAGAGAAAAGCUGCUGUGUGGCCGCUGCAGAUCAUCCUGCUCAUCCUCUGUCCAGAGAUCACACAGAGCAUCACCAAAGAAGUAGGGGGAGAGGAGAAAGCUAACAAGAAGUCAUUUGUGGACAGUCUACGAAAGGCUCUUGGUCAACACAGCGGCAGCAAACAGUUGACGGAAAGUGCAGCUGUUGCAUGCGUCAAACUCUGCAAAGCAUGCACCUACAUCAACUGGGAGGAUAAUUCUGUCAUCUUUCUCCUGGUUCAGUCCAUCGUCAUGGACCUUAAGGGUCUUCUGUUUAACCCUACCAAACCUUUCUCAAGGGGUACAGGCUGCCAGAGCGCAGAUGUGGAUUUGAUGAUCGACUGCUUUGUGUCAUGUUAUCGCAUCAAUCCUCGAAACAACCAGCAUUUUAAAGUGUGUCUGGCCUCAACUUCUCCUCCUACGUUCCAUUUCGUCCUUGUCAACUCCUUGCACAAAAUUAUCACAAAUUCCCACCUGGACUGGUGGCCGAAGAUUGACGCCAUCUACUGCUACUCAGGAGAACUGCGCACCAUGUUUGCAGACACACUGGGUCGAGUGAUUCAGAGUCUCAGUGCACAUCCGCCUCUGAGGAUGACAUCAAGUCUGACAUUUAAAGAGAAAAUGACAACUAGUUUGAAGUUUAAGGAAAAGUCCACAGAUCUCGAUUCACGUUCUUUGCUGCUGGCCCUGGUCAAACUCAUCCACGCUGACCCCAAACUAAUGCUGCACAAUCCAGGGAAACCUGGUCAGGAGAUUCAGAACAGCACAGCUGAGAUCAUCAAAGGUCUGGUUCAGCUGGUUCCUCUUACCCACAGUGCUGAGCUUUCCCAAGAGGCGAUGGAGGCAUUACUGGUUUUACAUCAGCCAGAAACCAUUGAGCUGUGGAACCCGGAUGCUCCCAUUGAGACCUUCUGGGACAUCAGCUCUCAGGUGUUAUUUCUGAUCUGUAAGAAGCUGAUUGGACACCAGAUGAUCAACAGUACAGAGAUACUCAAGUGGCUCAGAGAGAUUCUCAUAUGCAGGAACAAGUUUCUACUAAAGAACAAGGAGUGUGCUACACAGGGCAGUCUGAUCCCCAUCAGCAGACAGGCUCAGACCAAGCUGGAGGUUUGUCUCUACACGUUCCUGUGGAGUCCUGAUGCAGAGGCUGUUUUGGUGGCCAUGUCCUGUUUCAGGCAUCUCUGUGAGGAGGCAGAUAUUCGCUGCAGUGUUGAUGAGCUGCCCGUUCACACCGUCCUACCCAACUACAACACCUUCAUUGAGCUCGCAUCCGUCAGCAAUAUGAUGGCCACAGGUCGCAACACAUUACAGAAAAGAGUGAUGGCGCUAUUAAGAAGAAUAAAGCAUCCUACAGCUGGAAAUGUAGAGGCAUGGGAAGACACGCAUGCAAAAUGGGAGCAAGCUACAAAACAGAUACUCAACCACCCAAAAAACAAAGUGGAAGAUGGACAGGAGUGGAUCAACAUGACUGGUUUCUUGUGCGCUCUGGGAGGUGUUUGUCUCCAGCAGCGCAGCACUCCAAGUCUGGGCACCUACAGUCCUCCAAUGGGCCCUCUGACCGAACGCAAGGGCUCCAUGAUCUCCAUGGGCUCCUGCGAGGUAAACAGCGAGACGUCCCUAAACCGCUUUCUAGAGCGUCUGCUGGCUUUGAUGGUCUGUACGCAUGACAAGGUGGGAGUGCAGAUUCGCACCAACGUCAAAGACCUGGUAGGACUGGAGCUCAGUCCGGCGCUCUACCCAAUGCUCUUCACUAAACUACGCAACAGCAUUGGACGCUUCUUUGACACUCAGGGCUCGGUUCCAAUUACAGACACAAACACUCUGUUUGUAGAGCAGACCAUUGCCAUCAUGAAGAACUUGCUGGACAGUCACACUGAAGGAAGCUCAGAGCACCUCGGUCAAGCCAGCAUUGAGACCAUGAUGCUCAACCUGGUUAGGUAUGUGCGUAUUUUAGGGAACAUUGUUCAUGCCAUUCAGAUCAAAACCAAGUUGUGUCAGUUAGUGGAGGUGAUGAUGGAGCGCAGGGAUGACCUCUCCUUCUGCCAGGAGAUGAAAUUCAGAAAUAAAAUGGUGGAGUACCUCACAGACUGGGUUAUGGGAACCUCCAAUCAAGCAGCAGAUGAUGAUGUCAAAUGCCUGACCCGGGAUCUUGACCAGGCCAGUAUGGAGGCUGUAGUGUCUCUGUUGGCUGGUCUUCCUCUACAGCCUGAGGAGGGGGACGGUGUUGAGCUCAUGGAGGCCAAAUCUCAGCUCUUCCUGAAGUACUUCACGCUGUUCAUGAACCUGUUGAAUGACUGCAGUGAGGUUGAGGAAGAUGGCCAGCAGGUCGCAGGGAGGAAACGUGGCAUGUCAAGACGACUGGCAUCUCUGCGGCACUGCACGGUUUUGGCCAUGUCUAACCUCCUCAAUGCUAAUGUGGACAGUGGCCUCAUGCACUCCAUCGGUCUGGGGUACCAUAAGGACCUGCAGACACGAGCCACAUUCAUGGAAGUGCUUACCAAGAUUCUUCAGCAAGGGACAGAGUUCGACACGCUUGCAGAGACUGUGCUUGCAGACCGCUUUGAGAGACUGGUGGAGCUGGUCACCAUGAUGGGAGAUCAGGGAGAGCUGCCCAUAGCCAUGGCACUGGCCAAUGUGGUCCCCUGCUCUCAAUGGGAUGAGCUGGCCAGAGUGUUAGUGACUCUGUUCGACUCUCGCCAUCUGCUGUAUCAGCUGCUGUGGAACAUGUUCUCCAAAGAGGUGGAGCUGGCAGACUCCAUGCAGACGCUCUUUAGAGGAAACAGCUUAGCCAGCAAGAUUAUGACCUUCUGCUUUAAGGUGUACGGAGCUGCGUAUCUGCAGAAGCUUCUGGAGCCACUGUUGAGAGGAAUCAUCACCACACCAGAGUGGCAGCAGAUCAGUUUUGAAGUGGACCCCACCAGACUUGAACAGACAGAGAACUUGGAGGAGAACCAGAAGAACCUGCUUCAGAUCACUGACCGCUUCUUCCUGGCCAUUAUCAACUCCUCGAGCGAGUUUCCUCCGCAGCUGCGCAGUGUGUGCCACUGUCUGUAUCAGGCUACUUGCCACUCCCUUCUGAAUAAAGCCACUGUUAAAGAAAAAAAGGAAAACAAAAAAUCCGUGGUCAGCCAGCGGUUUCCUCAGAACAGUAUUGGUGCUGUAGGAAGUGCCAUGUUCCUGCGCUUCAUUAACCCAGCUAUCGUGUCCCCAUAUGAGGCUGGAAUCCUAGACAAGAAACCCCCACCUCGCAUCGAGCGUGGCCUUAAGCUCAUGUCUAAGAUUCUGCAGAGCAUUGCUAAUCAUGUUCUCUUCACAAAAGAGGAGCAUAUGAGGCCCUUUAAUGAUUUUGUCAAAAGCAACUUUGAUGCUGCCAGAAGGUUCUUCUUGGACAUCGCAUCUGAUUCUCCACCAAGCGAUUCCGUGAACCACAGUCUGUCUUUUAUCAGUGACGGAAAUGUGCUCGCCCUUCACCGGCUGUUAUGGAACAACCAGGAAAGAAUUGGCCAAUACCUGUCCAGCAACAGGGACCACAAGGCAGUGGGCCGUAGACCAUUUGACAAAAUGGCCACCCUCCUGGCAUACCUGGGUCCUCCUGAACAUAAGCCAGUAGCAGACACGCACUGGUCCAGCCUAAACCUCACCAGCUCAAAGUUUGAGGAGUUCAUGACAAGGCAUCAAGUCCAUGAGAAGGAGGAAUUUAAAGCAUUAAAAACCCUCAACAUAUUUUACCAAGCUGGCACGUCUAAGAACGGCAACCCUGUGUUUUAUUACAUCGCACGCAGGUUCAAAACUGGACAGAUCAAUGGUGAUCUUCUGAUCUACCACGUCCUGCUGACCCUCAAGCCCUACUACGCCAAGCAUUAUGAGAUCGUAGUUGACCUUACUCAUGUAGGCCCCAGUAACCGUUUCAAGACUGACUUCUUAUCCAAAUGGUUUGUGGUCUUUCCAAAUUUCGCCUAUGAGAACGUGGCUGCUGUGUACAUCUACAACUGCAACACUUGGGUACGCGAGUACACCAAAUACCACGAGCGACUGCUGACUGGCCUGAAGGGGAGCAAGAAGCUGGUGUUUAUCGAUUCGCCUGCACGUCUAGCUGAACACAUCGAACCCGAACAGCAGAAGCUACCCGCAGCUACUUUAGCACUGGAAGAAGACCUCAAAGUGUUCCACAAUGCACUUAAACUUGCACACAAGGACACAAAAGUGUCGAUUAAGGUGGGAUCAACAGCUGUACAGGUGACCUCGGCCGAACGAACACGCGUCCUGGGACAGCCUGUGUUCCUGAACGACAUCUACUAUGCUUCGGAGAUAGAGGAGAUAUGCCUGGUGGAUGAGAACCAGUUCACUCUGACCAUUGCUAACCAGGGCACCCCACUCACUUUCAUGCACCAGGAGUGUGAAGCCAUCGUUCAGUCUAUCAUCCACAUCCGCACACGCUGGGAACUUUCCCAACCAGACUCCAUUCCCCAACACACCAAAAUCAGGCCUAAAGAUGUUCCUGGCACCCUGCUCAACAUCGCUCUCCUCAACCUGGGAAGCUCCGACCCCAGUCUGAGGUCAGCGGCCUACAAUCUCCUUUGUGCCUUAACCUGCACCUUUAACCUGAAGAUUGAAGGCCAGCUUCUGGAAACGUCUGGCUUGUGCAUCCCAGCCAACAACACGCUUUUUAUUGUGUCCAUUAGCAAAACGCUAGCAGCUAAUGAACCGCACCUCACUCUGGAGUUCCUGGAAGAGUGCAUCUCAGGAUUCAGUAAAUCAAGUAUAGAGCUGAAGCAUCUAUGUCUAGAAUAUAUGACUCCAUGGCUCCGUAAUUUGGUGCGCUUUUGCAAACACAACGACGAUGCCAAACGGCAGCGUGUCACGGCCAUCCUGGACAAACUCAUCACUAUGACCAUCAAUGAGAAGCAGAUGUACCCCUCCAUACAGGCCAAGAUAUGGGGCAGCUUGGGUCAGAUCACAGACCUGCUUGAUGUGGUGUUGGACAGCUUCAUAAAGACCAGCGCUACCGGGGGGUUAGGAUCCAUCAAAGCUGAAGUGAUGGCUGACACUGCUGUAGCUCUGGCUUCAGGAAACGUCAAACUGGUCUCCAGCAAGGUGAUCGGCCGAAUGUGUAAGAUCAUCGACAAGACGUGUCUGUCUCCCACCCCGACUCUUGAGCAGCACCUGAUGUGGGACGACAUAGCCAUCCUGGCCCGUUACAUGCUCAUGCUGUCCUUCAACAACUCUCUGGACGUGGCCGCUCAUCUUCCAUACCUGUUUCACGUUGUCACCCUCCUGGUGGCCACAGGCCCUCUGUCCCUGCGAGCAUCAACACACGGCCUGGUCAUCAACAUCAUUCACUCGCUCUGCACAUGCUCACAACUCAACUUCAGCGAGGAGACCAAACAGGUGCUGCGUCUGAGUCUGACUGAGUUCUCCCUGCCCAAGUUCUACCUGCUGUUCGGCAUCAGUAAAGUCAAAUCUGCGGCGGUCAUCGCUUUCCGUUCCAGCUACAGAGACCGCUCAUUCUCUCCGGGCUCCUAUGAGAGAGAGACAUUUGCUCUGUCUUCCCUGGAAACAGUCACAGAGGCUCUUUUGGAGAUCAUGGAGGCCUGCAUGAGGGACAUUCCUGGAUGCAAAUGGCUGGAUCAAUGGACUGAAUUGGCGCAAAAGUUUGCCUUCCAGUAUAACCCCUCUCUUCAGCCUCGGGCGCUGGUGGUGUUCGGCUGCAUCAGUAAACGAGUGACUCACGGACAGCUAAAGCAGAUCAUUCGUAUUCUCAGUAAAGCCAGUCCUCUGCUCAGCAUUGAUCGGGGGCUGGAGAGCUGCUUAAAGGGGCCAGAUAAUUACAACAGCCAGGUUCUCAUCGAAGCCACAGUCAUCGCUCUCACCAAACUACAGCCUCUCCUCGAUCAGGAUUCUCCUAUGCAUAAAGCUCUGUUCUGGGUGGCUGUGGCUGUGCUUCAGUUAGAUGAAGUGAAUCUGUACUCGGCCGGCACUGCCUUACUGGAGCAGAACCUGCACACACUGGACAGCCUUCGUGUGUUUAAUGAUAAGAGUCCUGAGGAGGUCUUCAUGGAGAUCCGGAAACCUCUGGAGUGGCACUGUAAACAAAUGGACCAUUUUGUGGGACUCAACUUUGCCUCCAACUUCAAUUUUGCAUUAGUGGGCCAUUUACUCAAAGGAUAUAGACAUCCCUCUUCAACAACUGUAGCGAGGACUGUUCGUAUCCUGCAUACACUCCUGGGCCUGGUGGGAAAACACCGCAGCUGUGACAAGUUUGAGGUGAACACACAGAGUGUGGCCUAUCUGGCAGCUUUGCUCACAGUGUCUGAGGAAGUAAGGAGCCGCUGCAGUUUAAAGCACAGGAAAUCAUUGCUGCUCUCAGAUGUUACAAUGGAGAACUUCCCCAUGGACACAUACACUGUUUACGACUCUGAACCCGGGUGCAGGCUACUCCGUGAAAACCAGCCCUGGGCUUCUCCGAAAGUGUCAGAGCGCAGUCUUGCACCUCCAUACUCCGCCAUAGGGCAGACCAGCCUUCGCCCACGCAAAUCCAUGAGCGUAGACAUGGGCCAGCCAUCUCAGGCCAAUGCGAAGAAACUACUGGGUAUUAGCGGCACUAGAAAGAGUUUCGAUCACUUAAUAUCAGACUCCAAAGCCCCCAAAAGACCAGACAUGGAGUCUGGCAUCACCACACCUCCAAAGAUGAGACGGGUUUCAGAAAAUGACUAUGAGAUCGAAACUCAGCGAAUAGCCAACUCUCAUUUACGCAAAGUGUCUGUGUCUGAAUCCAAUGUUCUCCUGGACGAGAACGUUCUCACAGACCCCAAGAUCCAGACGUUGCUCCUCACUGUACUGGCAACACUGGUGAAGUACACUACAGAUGAGUUUCAUCAGCGGAUCUUGUAUGAGUAUUUGGCUGAGGCCAGUGUGGUCUUCCCCAAGGUCUUUCCAGUUGUUCACAAUCUGCUGGACUCCAAGUUAAGCACCGUCCUUUCCAUGUGCCAGGACCCAAACCUCCUGAACCCCGUCCAUGGCAUCAUUCAGAACGUGGUCUAUCAUGAGGAGUCUCCUCCUCAAUACCAGCCGUCCUGCUUGCAGAGCUUUGGUUUCAAUGGCCUUUGGAGGUUUGCCGGGCCCUUCUCUAAGCAAACCCAAAUUCCAGACUAUGCCGAGCUGGUGGUUAAAUUCUUAGACGCUUUGAUUGACACGUACCUGCCUGGCAUCGAGGAGGAAGGAGGUGAAGAGUCACUGCGGACCCCCACCUCUCCAUAUCCACCAACCGUCCAAAGCCAACUGAGCAUCACAGCCAACCUCAACCUGUCCAACUCCAUGACAUCACUCGCCACCUCACAGCACUCACCAGAGGGCCCUAUAGUUUAUAGACGGUCCCCAACUCUCUCCCAUCCACGAACCACAGAGGAGGUGCCACCGAAAACAGCUGCCUGUCUGCCUUGCUCUAAGUCGGCUGUAUUCCCACCUCACCUCGUCCUGCCAGGCAUCGACAAGGAGAACGUUGAGAUUUCUCCCACCUCGAGUCUGUCCACCAGUGGGCGAAUGCGGCAUGGCUCAGCCAGCCAGGUGCAGAAGCAGCGCAGCGCAGGCAGCUUCAAACGGCCAAGCAUCAAAAAGAUCGUCUGAGAAGAUCUACUCCGUGGCCAUCGCUCGUUCUGCUUUCCACCGUCCAGUUUAACAAGGUUCCUGCAUCAAAGAACCGCUUGAGUGUUUGUUUGUUUUUAUACCAGUUGAAGCUUGCCACACACUUUGCCUAAAUGAACUCGUUUCGGAGAACGCACUGACCUCUCCGUGUUGCACUCAACCUGGGGACUGACCACAUUGAAAUGCUCAAAUCUGUCCAGUUGAGGCGUCCACUCUUCGUUUUUUGCACAAACUUGAGAUUCUGUCUGAAAGAAACACAAGAUCUCAUCAACCACUACAGUAAAAACAGAUGACCAACCGUGUGGAGAUUACUCGGCCGUUUUCCAUUUCGUCCAGGCCUGUCCUUUUUGUUUUUCCUGAUAUCCACAGGCUUGAAAUCUGGAUCCAGGAAAGAUUAUGUGUGUACUACACUGUUGACGAUAAUAACGAUCACAUGUUUUGGGUUCUUACUUUAUCCAUUGUGUGCCUUUGUCAGGGUUUUCAGCUGUGUAUAGUUUGUAAAAUAGGCAAGACCUUGCUAAGGAGGGGAAAACAGGUACUAAUUAUGAAAACAAACGUGUCGCGGCUUUAACAUUUACCAUAAUGUCCGCUGCAGUGUAAACAGUACAACAUAAACAUCAGAUAUGAGAAUAUCAUAUUGCGGCAUCCAAGUAUUUAUUCUGUAAAUGUAAGUUAUCGUUUCGGACAUCACAUGAAGGUUUGCUUUGCGAUCGUUGUUUAUCAUCAGUCGUUAAAUAAAAAACGAUUCUAGAAGAGCAGCGCAUGAGUAGAUACCCACAUAGUAUUUUCCCAAAAUGCACAAAUCAACAACAAAUUGGCAUUAAUAUUCAUGUAUAACUGUGGUGCAAUAUGUUUUUGUUUAUUUUUUAAUCGAACACUAUGUGCGUGUACAAAUUGCACACGAUUAAAGUGUGUGAUCAGGAAACGUCCACGCACACUUUAACCUUCCCCUGUUUCCGUCUCACUAACGACUCAUGUAUGGCACAGGAAUCCCAAUCCAACCACGCGCUGACAUGGUAACAUUGCACCAAAGACUAGUUUGCAAUAUUAAGAGGGGAAACUAUUGUAAACUCCAUUUUGUAUGUUUUUUUUGUUUGUGUGUGUCUGUCUUGUCAGUGUUGUAUGCCUUAAAAUAAUUAUCUCUUCCAUACAGUUCUCACUAGCUUUGGCGUUCUCACCUAAUCAGUAUAUUGUAGAAUUGAAGACAGUUGUGCCAUUUAAAAGGGAUAGUUCACCCAGAAAUUCAAAUGUGAUGGUCAUUUAUUCACUAUUCAGUUGUUUAAGGUGUAGGUGACACUUUUGUCUUCUCUAUUAGGACAUUAAAGAUGCUUUUAGAGUUGAAACUGUGGUCUUUUGUGAUUCACAGAAUGUAAAUCGAUACCUAUAAGGUGAAAUUAAGUUAGAUUAAUACCCAAGGCUCCUAAUGAUACAUUGAGAUCUUAUAUUGAAGCAAGAACCUGUAAACUGUACAUUAUUAAGGCCUCAAUGUAUUGUUGCCUGUAUGUGUUUUUUUUUUUCUUCCCUCAAAGUGCUGUUGACAUGCAUUUUAUGAAUCAACAAAGCUAAAAAUCCUCUUUACUGUUCCACUGAAUGAGAAAACAACGUUUCCUACAUCCUUAAUAACCUGAGGGUGAUUAAAUAAAAAGCUAAUCUUCAUUUUUGGGUGAACUGUGCCUUUAAGAUACUGUUGUGUAUUUAACAUACAAUGACAGUCAAAAUUGAAGAGGGUGAUUUUUGUGUGCAAUAUGUUUUCUGCAUUAUCAUUGUCAUUGUCAAUCCGUGAAUCAGAGUGUAGGAAAUGGUAGUGUACCUUGCAACAAACACAAAUUGCAUACGUAUUGACUCUCUUUGAAAUGCUUAUUAAAGGGAAACUUUUAAAGAAGGGUGCCUGCCAAAUGUUUGAGGAUGAAGUAUUUAUGCAUUAUUUUAAUUUGAUGUUUUCAUUCAAAUACACAAGUAUCAUAUGUUUCAAACUUAAAAUUGGGACCAAAUCAAUGUCGUUGUUUGUUUGUUUUUUUCAUUUGUAGAUUUGUUUUACAAUCAAACUAUUCAUAAACAUUAGUCUAUACAGUGAAACAUCGUCCCGACAGAAGAUUUCAGAUCUCAGUGUUUUGUUACGAUCAAAAAUGAAACUUGAAAUGUUUAUUCCUGCUUUACAUGUCGUACUGGCAUCAAUCUGUGUUAAAUUGACUUUUUAAUAACGAAUUUAAAUAUGAAGGAACAUAAAUGACCCAAUCGAGUGGUUUUGUUUUGCAUCCAUUUCUCUGAAUAACCAGAAUAUUUCUUUUGAAUCUUAGGAAUUGCAUUGCUACCAAUCUAAAACUGACCUUAUAUGGAUAGACAAUAAUAACGAAGGCACAGUCUUGACUGCCACAGCUGUGGUUUGACGCGACGUGCCCCUAAAGCCUUUUAAAUCACAUAUGUAAUUAAACCGUCUCAUGUAUUCAUCAUAAACAGACUAAAAAGUGGUUUAUUUUAUAUAAUUCAAGAUGCGUGUUCGUCUGAUGCAUUUGCCACAUUUUUAAUUGCAUUGGUCAUCUGUAUACAAUGUAUCUGUCACCUGUAAAUAUGUUUGUGUAAAAUUGGAAGGUAUAUAAAUACAAGUGUAAAUAUAUGUGAUAUUGUAUUACUUGCUUUUUUGUAAAGCGGUUAGUUGCUGUACAUGUAUAACAUGGCAAUUUAAUUAUACCAGUGUUCGUAAUAAAAGUUUCCCUCAACCCUGUUA
Danio aesculapii is the source of this 11368-nucleotide messenger RNA. It is a transcript of the gene nf1a, whose product is annotated as neurofibromin 1a. The record is from RefSeq and is a predicted model, not a curated record. The transcript is spliced from 59 exons. Lineage: Eukaryota; Metazoa; Chordata; Actinopteri; Cypriniformes; Danionidae. Gene Ontology annotation, biological process: regulation of GTPase activity. Bases 205 to 8625 code for a protein of 2806 amino acids.